GCUUAUAGCCGCUCUGCCCAGGCACUAGCGUGAAGGGACAGCGCACAGCGCGGCUACAGGCAAACGUCCUGACACAGUAGCGGGCGACGUGAGCGGCCUGGAACCUAGCGAGCACCAUGAGCAACAAAUGCGAUGUGAUCGUGGUGGGGGGCGGCAUAUCAGGUAUGGCAGCAGCCAAACUUCUGCAUGACUCUGGCCUCAGUGUGGUGGUUCUGGAAGCACGGGAUCGUGUGGGAGGCAGGACUUACACAAUUAGGAAUAAAAAUGUUAAAUAUGUGGACCUUGGAGGAUCUUAUGUUGGACCAACACAGAAUCGUAUCCUACGGUUGGCCAAGGAGCUUGGAUUGGAGACCUAUAAAGUGAAUGAAGUUGAACGUCUGAUCCACCAUGUGAAGGGAAAAUCAUACCCCUUCAGAGGCCCAUUCCCAGCAGUAUGGAAUCCAAUUACCUACCUAGAUCAUAACAACCUCUGGAGGACAAUGGACGAGAUGGGUGAUGAGAUUCCCAGUGAUGCUCCUUGGAAGGCACCCCUUGCAGAAGAGUGGGACUACAUGUCAAUGAAAGAAUUGCUAGAUAAGAUCUGCUGGACUAACUCGGCAAAGCAACUUGCUACUCUCUUUGUGAACCUGUGUGUCACUGCAGAGACCCAUGAGGUCUCUGCUUUGUGGUUCCUGUGGUACGUAAAGCAGUGUGGGGGCACAACCAGAAUCAUCUCAACUACCAAUGGAGGGCAGGAAAGGAAAUUUGUUGGUGGGUCUGGUCAAGUGAGUGAGCAGAUAAUGGAGCUCCUUGGGAACCGAGUGAAGCUUGAGAGGCCUGUGGUUCACAUUGACCAGAAUGGGGAAAAUGUUGUUGUGAAAACCUUAAACCAUGAAAUAUAUGAGGCUAAAUAUGUGAUUAGUGCCAUUCCACCUAUUCUUGGCAUGAAGAUUCACUAUAGUCCUCCCCUGCCGAUGCUAAGAAACCAGCUGAUCACUCGUGUGCCUUUGGGUUCAGUCAUUAAGUGCAUAGUUUAUUAUAAAGAACCUUUCUGGAGGCAAAAGGAUUUCUGUGGAACCAUGGUUAUUGAAGGAGAGGAAGCUCCAAUUGCAUACACAUUGGAUGAUACCAAACCCGAUGGCAGUUAUGCCGCUAUAAUUGGAUUUAUCCUGGCUCACAAAGCUAGAAAACUGACACGCCUUACCAAAGAAGAAAGACUGAAGAAACUUUGCGAGCUAUAUGCAAAAGUUCUGAACUCCCAAGAAGCUCUGCAGCCAGUCCAUUAUGAAGAGAUGAACUGGUGUGAAGAGCAGUACUCCGGAGGUUGCUACACAACCUACUUCCCUCCCGGCAUCAUGACCCAGUAUGGAAGGGUUCUACGUCAGCCAGUGGGCAGGAUUUUCUUUGCAGGCACUGAGACGGCCACACACUGGAGUGGCUACAUGGAGGGAGCUGUGGAGGCUGGGGAGAGAGCUGCCAGAGAGAUUCUACAUGCCAUUGGGAAGAUUCCAGAAGAUGAAAUUUGGCAGCCAGAACCAGAGUCUGUGGAUGUCCCUGCACGACCCAUUACCAGCACCUUCCUGGAGAGACACUUGCCUUCUGUGCCAGGCCUGCUAAAGCUGCUUGGAUUGACCACCAUCUUUUCAGCAACAGCUCUUGGUUUUCUGGCCCACAAAAGGGGCCUGCUUGUGCGUUUCUAAGGAAGGGCCUUCCACACCCAUAGUAGUCUCAUUCUGUGCAGCAGGAAGGCUUUGGGAAGGGGUUGUUAUAAAAUUUCACAAACACGCAGCGAACAUGGAGUGAGAAAUUACAGUAACUUGUUUUCCAUUUUGGCUGCUUGUGAGCGCCUCUACUGUGUUCCACCCAUUUCCAACUUUUCUGCCCCCUCAAUUUUUAGAAUAGACACACUUUGUUUUGACUGGUAUUGUGCUACUCAGUAGAUAGCCUUUAGUCUUGCUGUUUUGUGCAGUAUUGCCAACUGAUUUUUAUUUUUCUUGAGAGUGGAAGUCUUACCUUGGCCGUUCUUUUGUAUCUUCAUUAUAAGUCCAUUAAUUGAUUAAGACACACUUAAGUAAUUAAAAUAAAUCUGUUUGAGCAUA
Molecule: messenger RNA, 2078 nt
Organism: Microtus oregoni (creeping vole)
Lineage: Eukaryota; Metazoa; Chordata; Mammalia; Rodentia; Cricetidae
Product: amine oxidase [flavin-containing] B
Exons: 15
Coding region: 117-1679 (520 amino acids)
Molecular function (GO): oxidoreductase activity
Source: RefSeq, a predicted model, not a curated record